Messenger RNA from Aphidius gifuensis, 6053 nucleotides. It is a transcript of the gene rols, whose product is annotated as protein TANC2. NCBI's taxonomy places the organism in Eukaryota, Metazoa, Arthropoda, Insecta, Hymenoptera, Braconidae. Bases 664 to 5415 code for a protein of 1583 amino acids. The record is from RefSeq and is a predicted model, not a curated record. Gene Ontology annotation, molecular function: protein binding. The transcript has 7 exons.
GUAAUCAGUUUGCCGCGGGCCUUCUUGCCGUUCACCUCGUAUUAUUUUCAAAAAAAUAUAUUUAUUUAUUUUUCUAUUAAAUAAAUUCACAUAAAAUUAUUAUUAAUUAAAUAAAUGUAAAUAAUAAUUAACAAUAAUUUAACAAAAAUGGGAAUUUUGAAAAUAUUCAUAAAGUGUAAAGUUAAUCAUCAUCUAACUGUUAUUUAAAAUAGAAAAAAUGCCAACACAGUGGAGCAUUGUUUUGUGAUAAAAAAAAAAAAAAUAUAUUUAAAUUUGAAUUGUGAUAAUUUAGAGAAAGUAUAUUGAGUUGUGAAAAGCGAGUGGUUAAUUUAUUAAUUUAUAUUUUAAAAUAGUGUUUGUAGUUGAAAUAUUUUGGAUAUCGUGAUAUGUUGAGUUGUGUCAAUGUUUGAUAUAAUUAUUUAAAAGUAGUCCUAUCGUGGGAAUUUAAAAUUCAAAACGUGACUUGGAUGGUUGGGCACGAAGUUGUGAUCUGAAAACAUGGUGAACGAUGAGACAACGAGCGUGCUGACGAUUUAGCUACUGUAUUUAAUAAACGAGCAACAUAUUAUUUUUAAAAUAGUUUGUUGGCUUUGUGAUAUUUAAAUAAGUCAAAAUGAAAAGCUGAUUUUUUUUAGCUUCAAUUGUAUUUUAUAUUAACACGCUAUGGCACCACCAGACAGGAUACGAAGAUGUUCACCACCACGACCUGGUUCUGGUCUUAGUCAUUCUGUUCUGGAUUUAGCACAAAUACGUGCACUUGUUGAGUCAACAACAAUGCUGGGUGGUUCAAUAUGUCCAUCAUGUGAAAUGCCAUUUGACAAAGGCAAGAAACGUCGUUUGAUUGAUUCAUGUGGUCAUGAACGUUGUUAUUCAUGUUUAUUUAGAAGUGAAGCAUGUCCAAUUUGUCAGGAUAAUAUUAACGACAGAAAUCGUGAUGCUUCAAAUAUAAUACAAGAUGAUAUUGGACACUAUGACACUGGUUUUUGUUCAUCGGAGCCAGUAUCAAUGACUGCUAUUGAAGAUUGGAAUGAUGAUACAUCAGCAAUCAAUUCACUAUGUGGUAGCCCACGUCCAAAACCAAAGGUACCAUCAAGAAGUAUCAUGACACGUUUGACAAAUAAGGGACAAGAGAACGUGACGUCUUCAUCGAUAAUGGGUAAAGGACUCAAGACCAAGCCACCGUUUCUUCCCGACUCAAUAUCAUCACAAAAUCGUCAAAAAUCAACUCAAAUGGCACAGAGUUGUCCAACUCCACCAACUCAACGAAGAAGAUUUUUUUUAAGUACAAAAAAUUUGAGGAGUCCUUUUGCAUCACAAAGAUCAAGAAGAGUUAUAUCAACACCUGAACCUAAUGAUAAUCCUUCAGCUCUAUCAGAUGAUGAAGGUGGCAAUGUUAAACAGCUACCAAUAAAAAAUCGUAAAUCAUCACAAUCAGAUUUAUACAUGCGUUUGGGUUUAUUGCUUGGAUCAAAUAAUCUACGUACAAAUGCAAGUAUUGAUACUGUUGAUUUACCUGGUUCAAUAAGGCCAACAAAUACAAGUGGCAUAUGUCAACGUAUUCAACAACAAAAACAACAACAAAAACAACAGCGUAAUGGCAAUGAAACAUCAUCAUACAGUAGUUUAACUAGUUUUGAUCAACAAACAUUAGCAUCAACAAACACAAGUCCAGUAUCAACAUUAACUGGUACAUCAAGUGAAGCUGAAGUUGCUGCUGCACUUAGAAGUCCAAUUAAAAAUAAAGGAAAAAUUAAAUUAAAAGGUAAACGUGAUUGUGAUUCAGCUGGUAGUUUAGCAUCAAUAUCAACAUCAUUAUCAGCAUCAACAUCAAUGUCAAUGUCAAUGUCUGUAUCUGUAUCUGGUCUAUCAAAUGGUAGUUCAAGUCCAUUUACAACACGUAAAAAUACAACAACAAUUACAGCAAAUAAUAAUUCAAAUUCAAAUUCAAAUGGUCAAGAUAAUGAUGAAUUUAGUGUUAAAAAUCGUAAAUCAUGUGGAAGAAGAUCUGGUAGAAAUAAUAUUAAACCAAUUGAUAAUAAAUUACGUUUUAUAUCACAUCCAGUUGCUCAAUUAAUGUUAAAACCAUUAUUUUUUGAGGUACCAUUAAUUGAAAUUGAUCCAUUAUUUACUGGACGACAAUGGUUAUUAAAUGAAAUUGAACAAGUCAUAAAAGGUUCAAGUCCAGGUAUACUUAUUAGUGGUUCACCUGGUACUGGUAAAAGUGCAUUAAUAUUACAACUUGUUGAGUACAGUUGUUUUGGUAGAAAAAGAGAAAAAUUAUUACGUAAUGAUAUUGAAGAAGCUGAUGAAAAUGCUAUUAUACAAGAACAAAAACAACAAAAGUUAAAUUUCGAAUUAAAUAUUAAAAAAACAAAUGAUAAAUUACGUGAAUUAUCUGAUUAUAUUGUUGCAUAUCAUUUUUGUCAAGCUGAUAAUAAUAGUACAUGUCUUGUUCCUGAUUUAAUACAUUCAUUAGCUGCUCAACUUUGUCAAGCACCACAACUUGCAUCAUACAGAGAAUAUUUAUUAUCUGAGCCACAUUUACAAGGUUCAUUAUCACAAAGAGAAUGUACUGUUGAUCCAGAUCUUGCAUUAUCACGUGGUAUUAUUGAGCCAAUGUUAAGUUUACGAAAAUCAGGUAAACUUCCAGAAGUUAAUAUGGUUAUAUUAAUUGAUGCUGUAUGUGAAGCUGAAUAUCAUCGUCCAGAUAGAGGUGAUACAAUUGCAUCAUUUUUAACUCGUCAUGCACAGAGCUUUCCUAAUUGGUUAAAAAUUAUUUGUACAGUACGCACACAAUUACGUGAAUGUACAAAACAAUUUCCUUAUACAAAAAUAUCAUUAGAUAAAAUACCAAAUGACAUAACAAGUAAUAAUAUAACACGUGAUAUAUCUGAUUAUAUUAAUUAUCGUUUAACACAAAGUCCAGCAAUACAAACAAAUGUAACAGCAUCAAUUAAUGGAAAAGAAUCAUCAUCUGGUGCUAAUCAAACACGUUUUUCAUCACAUUUACUUAAUUUAGCUGGUGGAAGUUUUUUAUUUGCUAAGCUAACACUUGAUCUUAUUGAGAGUGGUCAUCUUGUUGCUAAAUCUGCUUCUUACAAGGUUUUUCCAGUCUCAUUGGCUCAAAUAUUUCAGCUACAUUUUAAUUUACGUUUUCCAACUGGUUCAUCAUUUGAUAAAGUACAGCCUUUACUUGGUGUUUGUCUUGCUGCUUUGUAUCCAUUAACAUUACCAGAAAUUUUUUAUUCUGUUAAUUCAUUGUAUACAGAUCAAUUUGUUUCAUGGGAGGAUUUUUUGCAAAGAUUUAAAAUGCUAUCUGGUUUUCUCGUGAAACGUCUUGAUGACACAUACAUGUUUUUUCAUCCAUCAUUCAGGGAAUGGUUGAUACGUCGUGAUGAAAGUGAAUCAACAAAAUUUCUUUGUGAUUUACGUACUGGUCAUGCUGCAAUUGCAUUUCGUUUGUCACGUCUUGAAUGUCCAUUGUCAGGUGAUAAAGUACUUGAACUAGGACAUCAUGUAUUGAAGGCACAUGUUUAUCGUGGUGUAACACCAGUAUGGCCAUCACGCGAUUUACAAGCAUGGUGGUUAACAUCAUCAACUGAUUGUAUGUCAUCAGCAAUAUCAACACUUAGAAAUAUAUAUAGUCCAAAUGUUAAAGUAUCAAGAUUACUCCUGCUGGCAGGAGCAUCACCAAAUCAUAUUACAGAAUAUCUUGGUAAUGCACCAGUAUUAUGUAUGUAUGCACAUGAAGGAUCUGUUGAAAUGGUAUCAUUAUUACUUGAAUUUGGUGCUGAUGUUGAAUUAACAAAUAGUCAAGGUUGUACAGCAUUAUCAUUAGCAGCAUCACGUGGUCAUUGUGAUGUUGUUAGACGUUUAGCUGCUGCUGGUGCUAGUUUAGGACAUACUGAUAUGGCUGGACAAUGUGCACUUGUACAUGCUGCACGUCAAGGUAGAUUAUCAGUUGUUGGUUAUUUAUUAGCAUGUGAUUGGACAUCAAAAUCAUCAACAACAUUACCAACAACAUUACCAACUACAUCAACUACAUCAACAACAAUACAAGAACAAAAUAAUAAUCAAGAAUCAAUAAAUAAAAGUGAAACAUCAAGAGAAGAAGCAGCACAACAAGCUGUUGUUGCAGCAGCAUCACAAGGACAUGAAGAAAUUGUUGAAUAUUUAUUAGACAUGUCAGAAGUUAUUGUUGAUAAAUCAGAUACACUUAUUGGUGAAACAGCAUUAACAAUUGCUGCAGCACAUGGUUCAACAGCAACAGUUACAGCAUUAUUAGCUCGUGGUGCAAGUCCAUUUGUACUUAAUUCAAAAGGUUUAUCACCAUUAAUGCUUGCAGCAAAAGAAGGACACUGGGGUACAGCUGAAAGAUUGCUAAAAUCAUCAUCAUUAUCUGAUGAUGAUAAUAAUAGUAUUAAUUUAUUAGAACAAUGUGAUACAAUGGGACGUACAUCAUUAAUGCUUGCAUCAUCAGAAGGACAUACAAAUUUAAUAAAUUUAUUUUUAGAAAAUAAUGCAUCUAUUGAGGCAAUUGAUAAUGAAGGUUUAACAGCAUUAUGUUGGGCAUGUGUUAGAGGUAGAAUAUCAUCUGUACAACAACUUUUAGAUAAUGGUGCUAAUAUUAGUACAAAUGAUAAAACUGGAAGAACACCACUUGAUCUUGCUGCAUUUCAAGGUAAUCCAAAAUUAGUACAAUUAUUAUUAGAAAGAGGUGCUGCUAUUGAACAUGUUGAUUUACAUGGUAUGAGACCACUUGAUAGAGCUAUUGGAUGUAGAAAUGUAUCAGUUGUACAAUGUUUUUUACGUAGAGGUGCUAAAUUAGGUCCAGCAACAUGGUCAAUGGCACAAGGUAAACCAGAUGUACUUAUUAUAUUAUUAAAUAAAUUACUUGAAGAUGGUAAUGUAUUGUAUAGAAAAGGAAGAUUAAAAGAAGCAUCACAUAGAUAUUCAUAUGCAUUAAGAAAAUUUCCAGGUAAACCAGAACAAUUACAAGAUUCACAAAGCCAAGAACAAAGUAAUAUUAUAAUACAUUUACAAACAUUUACACAAUUGAAAAUUAAUUUUUUACUUAAUUUAAGUAGAUGUAAAAGAAAAAUGAAUGAAUAUGAAGAAGCUGUUGAACUUGCUGAUGAAGCUAUUAAAAUACGUCCAGUGUCAUUUGAAGCAUUUUAUGCACGUUCAAAAGCUAGAGUUGAUAUGUCGGAAUAUGAUGAUGCACUUGUUGAUGUACAAGAAUCACUUAAUUUAGUACCAACAAGUAAUCAUCAAGAUAAACGUGUUCUUCAUGCUUUGAAAGAUGAAAUUAUAUCGAGAAUUGAGGGAACAGGAAUUGGAUCUAGUAAAACAUUUGUUGAUAAUAAUUGUAGAACAAGAUUCAGAGCAUCAAUUGAUACAUUAACUGAACUUUAAAACUUGAAAGAAUUUUUUUUUGUUAAUUUAACAAUUAUUAUAUGCUUGAUUUUUAGCCUCGUUCGACUUUCGAGUUUUAUUUUUUCAAUCAAUAAUUGAAUUUAAUUAUACAUUGUAAUGGCGCAAGCGUAAUACAUUGUUACUUUUUUUUAUUUGUUGAAAUUGUAUUAAUGAAUCAUUUUUUUUUUUAAUUAUUAUUAUUGUUAAUUUGUAUAUUUAAUAAAUUUACGAAAGCUUCGUAUAAUUAUUCCAAAGCUGACAUAGAAAAUUGUUUAAUAUUAUUAUUUGUUUUUUUUUUGUAUAAUUCAAAAUUAAAUACAAUUGUUUUUUGUAUUAUUAUAUCAAUGUAUUUAUAUAUUUUAACAUAUUUAUAAUAAUUUUAUAUGUUUAUUGAAUAAAAAAGUAAAAGUAAAUUAUAGAAAUUGUGUAAAUUUAUAUGUUAAAUUAAUUUUUAAAUUGCAGCUUUAUAUGGAUCCUAUAAUAUUUUCAGUAUUUUUCUUUUUUUUUUUUUUUUUUAGCUUUACACUUUUUUUAUAUAAGAAUUUAAUAAAUAUUUAUGAAUUUUUUAAAUUUUAAGACUUGACGAAAUUUGUCUAUGUAUACUAUGAAAAAAGAAAAUAAAUUUAUUAUGAAAAAAA